Molecule: messenger RNA, 3896 nt
Organism: Hyla sarda
Lineage: Eukaryota; Metazoa; Chordata; Amphibia; Anura; Hylidae
Gene: STAT1
Product: signal transducer and activator of transcription 1
Exons: 26
Coding region: 393-2660 (755 amino acids)
Biological process (GO): defense response; type I interferon-mediated signaling pathway; regulation of transcription by RNA polymerase II
Molecular function (GO): DNA-binding transcription factor activity, RNA polymerase II-specific; RNA polymerase II cis-regulatory region sequence-specific DNA binding
Source: RefSeq, a predicted model, not a curated record
GUAGAAGUUACCGAGUAUACUAUUCUGCGCCUCUCGCGAUACCCCGAUCACGGGAGCGCAAGAGACGCACAUACGUGACCAGCCGCGUCACAUGCCAUUUUCGGACUCUGCUCUCUACCUCGCUGCAGACCAGAGGAUGAGGAUCUGCUGACAAAGUGAGAAGUCUGCAGAGAAGAUGGAGCUGGAGAAAGACCUGGUCUCUGGACCCGAUGAAGAAGAAAAGAUAACAGAGAAGAUAUCACUCAAGUCAGAAGACGUCACUCAGUUUUGAUUCGUAUAUGCAGACUCGGGAAAGGCCGUUUACCCUCAAAGAGCAAAAACAGAACGAUUUUACACGCUACGGGUCCAGAUUAACAGAUUACGGAGUGUGCGAAAGAUCAUAAACAAUUAGAAUGGCUCAGUGGUAUGAAUUACAGCAGAUUGAUACCAAAUUCCUGGAACAAGUCCACCAGUUAUAUGAUGACAACUUUCCCAUGGAGAUCCGUCAAUUCCUGGCACAAUGGCUUGAAGCACAAGAUUGGGAACAUGCCUCAUCUAACGUUUCUUUAGCCACAAUUCUGUUUCAUGGACUUCUGUCCCAGUUGGAUGAUCAGUAUAGCAGAUUCUCCUUGGAAAGCAACUUCUUAUUGCAACAUAACAUUCGGAAAAGCAAGCGCAACCUACAGAAUAUAUUUCAAGAGGAUCCUGUGCAAAUGGCAUUGACAAUUUACAGCUGCUUAAGAGAAGAAAGUAAAAUUUUGGAAAAUGCUCGGCUAUAUACAAAGAGUCAGGUGGGCAGUACACAGUCUACUGUUAUAAUUGACAAGCACGGGGAAUUGGACAAGAAAGUGACGGAUGUUAAGAAUCGAGCUCUUGAGGUAGAACAGGAUGUGAAGAACUUAGAAGACUUGCAAGAUGAAUAUGAUUUUAAAUACAAAACGGUACAAAGCAGAGAAAAUGAACAUAAUGUGCAAAGUGAACAUCUUGCACAAAUUGAACUGAGACAAGAAAAAUUGAUGUUACAAAACAUGUACAUUACCAUAGGUAUUAAAAGAGAGGAUAUUGUUCGUAAAAUAGGAGAGCUUCUUAAUAUCACAGUUCAAACCCAAAGCUCCCUUAUUAAUGAAGAAUUAGUUGAAUGGAAACACAGACAACAAAUAGCUUGUAUUGGUGGUCCUCCAAAUGCUUGCCUUGACCAACUCCAGAACUGGUUCACCUCUAUUGCUAAAAGCCUUCAGCAAGUUCGCCAGCAGCUGAAGAAAUUAGAGGAGUUGGAGCAGAAACUCCCACGUGAUUGUGAAGAUCCAAUUACAAAAAACAAGCAAGCCUUCCAAGAGCAUACACAGAAUAUAUUUAAGCAACUGAUACAAAGCUCAUUCGUGGUCGAAAGGCAGCCCUGUAUGCCAACUCACCCUCAAAGGCCCUUGGUUUUAAAAACUGGUGUUCAGUUCACAGUGAAAUUAAGACUGUUGGUCAAACUGCAAGAGCUUAACUAUCAGCUGAAGGUUAAAGCAGUGUUUGAUAAAGAUGUCAAUGAAAAAAAUACAGUAAAGGGGUUCCGCAAAUUCAAUAUUUUAGGUACACACACAAAAGUAAUGAACAUGGAGGAAUCAACAAAUGGAUGUUUAGCAGCAGAAUUUAGACAUUUGCAAUUAAAAGAGCAGAAGAAUGCAGGAUGCCGGACUAAUGAGGGACCACUUAUUGUUACUGAAGAGCUGCAUUCUUUGACUUUUGAGACACAGCUUUGUCAGCCUGCUUUAGUUGUCGACUUGGAGACUGCAUCACUUCCUAUUGUAGUAAUUUCUAAUGUAAGUCAGCUUCCUAGUGGAUGGGCUUCUAUUUUAUGGUAUAAUAUGCUGACUUCAGAAACAAAGAAUUUAUCCUUUUUCCUAAACCCACCAGCGGCGAGAUGGACACAAUUGUCUGAAGUGCUAAGCUGGCAGUUUUCCUCUGUAACUAAAAGGGGGCUUCAUGCAGAUCAACUAAAUAUGUUAAAAGAAAAAUUGUUAGGUCCAAACAUGAACAAUACAGAUGAAUUUAUUCCGUGGACUAGAUUCUGCAAGGAGAAUUUAAAUGACAAGAACUUUCCAUUUUGGCUUUGGAUUGAGGGUAUCUUAGAGCUAAUUAAAAAGCAUCUGCUUUGUCUGUGGAAUGAUGGAUGCAUUGUGGGCUUCAUUAGUAAGGAAAGAGAACGUGCCCUGUUGAAAGAAAAACCUCCAGGAACAUUUUUAUUGAGGUUCAGUGAAAGCAGCAAAGAGGGAGCAAUCACUUUUACCUGGGUUGAGAUAUCACAAAAUGAUCCUGUUUUUCAUUCUGUGGAGCCAUACACAAAGAAAGAGCUUUCUGCUGUGAGUUUUCCUGACAUAAUUCGCAACUAUAAAGUAAUGGCAGCAGAAAAUAUUCCAGAGAACCCACUAAAGUUUUUGUAUCCAGAUACACCAAAAGAUGUGGCAUUUGGGAAGUAUUAUUCAAGGCCUAAAGAAGCUCCUGAACCCAUGGAUAUUGAUGGACCUGACCGAAUAGGUUACAUUAAAACUGAACUAAUUUCAGUAUCUGAAGUACAUCCUUCCCGUCUUCAGACUGCAGAAUCACUUUUGCCGAUGUCACCAGAUGAAUAUGAUGAUCUAACCAAGCUUGUUGGACCUGCCGAAUUUGAAAUUAUGCAUUCCUACAACAGUUAAACAGCUGAACUAUCAUCUUGGAACAAAACUGCUUAGCAAAAGUGACAAUUUAAAGCAUAUAUUUGUUUAUAAAUAAAUUAAUUAGAUGAACUUAUGUAUUAGACCAGGCCUGCACAACUAGACAGUACAUAAGGGCCGAAAUUAACAUAGGGUACCCUUCUCAGAGCCACACACAGGCUUUUAGUGGGGUAUUUCAUGUACUUUUAGGGCACCUCAAGUUAAAUAUUUUUGCAAAUACAUUAAUUUAGCAAACUUGCCUUCUUUUCUUGAUAUUUCCUCCUGCUCCUUUCCUUCUUUUGUUCAUUGCUCAUUGUAACCUAGACAACUAUCUGUCAGCAAAGGGAGAAAAGGAGCAGGAGUAUCAGGAGGAGGCAAUUUUGCUAAAUUAAUUUAUUUGUAAAAACAUUUAACUUGAUGUGCUCUACAAGGUUAACUGUAUUGGUUGAGAUUGGAAUACCCCUUCUAUAUGAAGUCACCUGUCCCUGUUAAAGUCAUGGCAUUCACAUGCUCAUUGCUCCAGGGGCCCUUAAUGCAAUUUAGGGUUAGGUACAAUGAGCAGAGCAGUUAGUGUAAAAAGGAUGCAUUCAGCAGAGCUGACACUGUACUGACUCAUACAAAUCCAGCUGCAAGCAUAUUAACAACAGAGAGAUAGAUCAUCAUCUUCUACCUUGUAUCCGAUGGCAAAACUUGCAGAGUCCAAGCGGGAAGCAAAAAGUAUAUCUAGAAAGAUUCUACAGCUGCUCAGCACUGCCGCCCAGUAGACAUACAUGUACAUGUAUAGUAGGACCUUCCUUGACACUGAGGGACAAAGAUAGCCAACGUUAGCUGUGUGUGUGUACUAUAUCCGCCCUUCUGCACAACUGCAGCAAAGUGAUCCCAUAUGUCUCAAUUUCAAGGAAGCUCCUGGGCUACGGACUAGACUAAGACCUUCCUUGAUAUCACAGCAACAUAAUCCCGGGCCAUAUGUUGUGCAAGCCUUUACCAGAGAAAAAGCAUGUCAAACAAAUAUCAUUUGUUUAAAACUUACAUAGUUAGUAUUCUCAUGGAAACAUAGCCACCAAAAACAUUAACCGUCGUUAUGGCAACAAACUGCAAACUAUUUUUCAGAUUACUAUAAAUUGACUGUUUAAUGUGUGGAUAACAGUAGUGCACAUUUACAAUAUGUCUUGCAAUGUUUAUUGAAUAAAAAAUAAAAUACAUAUAAGCAAAUAUCUGUCAGUUGAAAAAAUACUACUA